AUGUCGGAGCCCGAUGAAGCAAAAGAACUUCGUCUAUGUAACAACGUAGAGCUCAAGAUUGCGCUCGCUGAAAGUGAUGAUAAGCUCCAGCGUCUUCUCAACCUUUACCUCGCCCCUCUAUUGUUGAAGCUAGCCAGCCCGCAUGUCAACGUCAGGAAUAAAGUGAUUUCAAUCUGCCAGCAUGUUAAUACUCGUAUUAAAUCGCCCACAUUCCUCCUUCCUGUCGCCGCACUAUUGGGGCAAUUCAAGGAUCCGGAAAUUGGCGGGAAGUAUCCUCUGAUUCGGAACUUUGAUUUGAUGUAUGUCCAGACAGGAAUAGAGCGUCUUCCAGUGGCUGAACGGCUAGCAUUACUACCUCCUUUGCUGAAAGACAUUUCGAAGCAUGAUAACCAUGUCCACCAACGUGCCCUAUUCAAUAUCCUUUUAAAGAUAUUGCCGUUCUUUGAACCACCUCCUAGAGGGACCAAUGAAGACACCGCUUUAAGAGUGACACUUGGAUUCGCAGAAAACCCCGAAGACGCAGCAUGGGUGGCGGGCUGGAUCUCAAAACUGAUGCUGCUUAACCUAUCUGUCUUUUCUACACCCCAAGCCCAGCAGUCAGGAACCCAAAGAUCGUCCUGUCCGGGUUUAUCCCCAGAUGAUUUUGAAUUUCUCACUCUAGGUGGCAAGAGGGAGACCUUUACCCCGUUUUCAGUGCUUGCGGAUAUAAAAAAGUCCGUGCUUAAAUUUUUGGCGUCAGGUGCAUUUAUAGGUGGAGAAAGAUUCUUCCCCACUCUUAUCGGUGCUUCCGAUAGUAAUUCAGCUGUUUCGGGGCCUGCCGAAGACAUCUACAAAAGGUCACUCCCAGCCGUUUCUCUAGAUGAUCAAGACGUUGUGGCAAAGCUUUACACUCUCUAUUUCGGGUCACCAACGACUGGCAUGCCCGCAGUCAAGGUUGUUCUUCAAGCGCGGAUAGUUGCUUUGCUGGCAAAAAGUUCAACUGCGGUAGAAAUCAAAUGGAAGAAGGAAAUUAUACGCAUUGUUGAAAGUGCGCUAGAAACCGAUUAUCUCAGGUUGCGACAGGCUGCCUUUGGUUUUGUCAACUGGGCCUCCCGUAUAGGCGGAGAAGAAGUCAUGGUUGCUGUUGCGGGGGAGGUAGUAGAGAAGGUGCGGUACUGGAUUUUAAGCACUGAUUCUGAAGAUAAUGGCAUUGGCAAUAAUAAUGGAACCGUGGAUGAGAUAAGGGGGUACGCUUAUGAAUCGCUCGGACUUCUCGCCAAGCGUUCACCCAGAAUCGUGAUCGAGCCAGAGUGGAAAAUUUUGAAAUUUCUUUUUGGAAGAUUGAGAGACGAACACGUUGGGAGUGUAGGAGUAUCAGUUGAGGGGGCGCUAUCGACGCUUCUGCCAGUUAUUGCAAGGGCAAAUAUGGACAGAGAUACUGAAUAUGGUCUGGAAGAACUUAUUGUGGAUCAAAUGAUCGCAAAGAAAGGCCGUAGCACGCGGUUCUCUGCGGUUAGGUAUGCCAAUAGAACCUUGGAAUUUGGGAAUGUUGUAGGGAGGUGGGCCAAUCUGUUGGCCAUUGGGAGAAAAGGGGAAAGAGGGGAGGUAGUUGAAGAGGCCAAGAAAGGACUUCAUCCAUACUAUUACCGCCUUCUCAAUCCAGAGGAGAAGCACCCUGCAUACAAACCCCAAACUUCAGAUGAAAUGGAAGUUGAUGUCGACAAUCAGAGGGCGUCCAACAAAAAAGACAAAUUUGCAUUUCCAUCUUUUUCCACUAUCCUUGAGUACUUUUUCAACACCCAGCAUAAUGCUAUCACUUGGGGGCUAGAUGAUCUCCUAGUCGCAAAAUCUAUGCCAGUAGAAGUCUUUUCCACCGCCCUGGCAUUUGUUCGUAGAGUAGCGUUCAUGGAGGCGCUCGAUGGCGAAGAAAUACUUGUCGAUGAAGAUUGGGAACGCAAACUUGAUACUGCCGUAGAGAGGGAUGAUAAGGUCCGUGAAAAACUACAAGUGUAUUUCCGCCGCCUGUCUAAGGAGAAACCGGACACACUCGAGCAAUUCAUGCGCGUUGCAUGGGAAGGGAUGGUAUACGGAGGUACCGGUGUUGAAGGUGUCAGAGAUGUUUGGGUGGAACUUGUAGGCGUUGUUCCAAAUUUCAUGUUGGAAGAGUUUUCUAGCAAAGUUGGAGUGUUACGGAGGUGUGCCUUCACUGGAACGAAGCCCGAAGGUCGUGCAACCGCUGCGCGUGCUUUGGGACUUCUGGGGAGCCACCCUACAGUUGACCAGUCAGUAUUAAAAGUACUGCUCUCCGAAAUGGCGGAUGGUGCAGAGAGCUGGGAGAAGGCCGGUGGGCAGGGGCUUAACCGUGUCCAUGGUGGCAUCCUGGUACUGGGGUAUCUUCUUGCGCGGCUAAGCUUGCGUGGAAGGCUAGACGUCCUGGACCCCGAGACAACCACGCGUUGUAUCGAUGUAAUAAUCGCUGUACUACUAGAAGCCAGAGACCAGAUGGUACUUGAUGCGGCGAUAACCGCAUUUUCGGAAAUCUGUAUUUUUGGGGUUUUGAGUGGUAAUAGGCUUGAAAAGUCAAAAUCCGACAAGAUCCUAGAGCGAUUAGGGGAGUUGGGGAAAAAAGGGAAAGAGAAGGCUAUCCUUACGUUGGGAUACUUUUCUAUCAUCUUUCAUGAUAUAGAAGUGGCCGAAAGUUCAGUUGGAGAAGGGAAAGGCGAUAAUACGGUUAAAAAUAUAUUGGAAACGCUGUUCAGUCUACACGAAAAUCGACAAAUUGAGGUAAACUUUGCGACUGGCGAGGCAGUGGCGAGUGUAGCGGGUGGAUGGGGGAGUAAAGGUGUUAAGGCGAAGGUUGAUCUCGAUGGCUUUCAGGAUUCAAUAGUACGUGGGAAGGACACGACCAGGUUGAAAACGGUUGUGGCAAGGGUUUUGGGUUUCGUCAAAGAGACCAAGCCCGCCUUGAGAAAGGCAACCUGCGUCUGGAUGCUUAGCUUACUGGAAUUUCUUGGUGAAUCCGCAGAGGUGCAGUCCAAGCUUGGCGAGAUGCAGAGAGCAUUCAGGGGGUUUCUUGUGGACAGAGAUGACUUGGUACAAGAAACGGCCGCCAGAGGGUUAACAAUGGUUUAUGAGCGCGGCGACAGUUCGACAAAAGAUGAACUUGUUAAAAAUCUCAUUUCAAGUUUUACUGGUGAGAAGCGUACAUUGACUGGGAAUGUCUCUGCGGAUACAGAGUUAUUUGAACCGGGUGCGCUUCCCACUGGGGAUGGAAGCAUUAGCACAUAUAAAGAUAUCAUGUCCCUCGCCUCUGAAGUCGGUGAUCCUAGUCUUGUUUAUAAAUUUAUGUCACUCGCGCGACACAACUCCCUCUGGUCCUCUCGUGCGGCAUUCGGCCGUUUUGGGCUUGGUUCAAUUUUGUCCUCAUCCGAUGUUCUUAAACACAACCCAAAGCUAUACCCAAAGCUAUACAGAUACCGAUUUGACCCAAAUCCUAACGUUGCGAAGAGUAUGGAAGAUAUUUGGAAGAGCCUGGUGGGGAGUGACGAGAGAGAGGUAUUGGAGGUAUGGUUUGAGACAAUAAUCGAGGAUCUACUUGAUCAAGCCUUAGGGAGAGAGUGGAGAACAAGGGAGAGUUGCUGCAAUGCCAUCGGGGAGCUAGUUCAAGGUAGAGGUGUUGAAAAAUAUGCCAAAUAUCUGGAGCGGAUCUGGGCAGUUGCAUUCAAAGUCCUCGACGAUGUGAAGGAAUCGGUUCGGACCGCUGCGAUGAAGCUUUGUCGUGUUUUGACAGCGGCAAUGAUCAAAAUUGUUGAUGUCAAUGCGGGCUCUUCGCCAAAAGAUGCUGAAACAGUCUUGAAGAGUUUAAUGCCGUUUUUAAUGGGUUCUUCCGGACUAGAGGCAGAAGCGAAGGAAGUGCAGAUAUUUGCCUUGCGCACUCUCCUACAGCUCGUAAAAACAGGCGGGAAAGCGGUAUUACCCUAUGUUCCGAGCUUAGUUGACAAAUUUGUUGCGCUUCUUAGUUCGCUAGAGCCUGAAGUCGUCAAUUACCUUCACUUGAAUGCGGAAAAAUAUAACACCACUGGCGACGACAUCGAUCGUAUGCGCUUGAGUAAUGUCCGCGGUUCGCCAAUGAUGGAUGCCAUUGAGCGUUGUUUAGAUUUAUUAGACGGCGAGACUAUGAAAACAUUCAUCCCACAGCUCCAGAAGACUGUUCGGAAGGCGUUGGGGUUACCAUCAAAGGUUGGCUGCAGUCGCAUCAUCGUAACCCUGGUUGUUCGUCAUGGGUUUAUAUCUAAACCAUAUGCGGACGAUUUAUUGAAAACUAUUCAAUCCUCACUACAAGACCGGAAUGAAACAGUCAUGAUUUUGGGUCUUGUGUCAUAUGCGAGAAAAUUAUAUUUUGAAGGUGAAGAUGAAAAGCCUCGGGCUCUGGCAGGGGAAAUUGUGUACGCAAUCUGUAAACAUGCUACCGACCGAUUCAAUGCGUUGGCCGUCGAUGUGCUUCCUUUCAUUUUUGUUGGCAAGCAUGAUCCAGAGAAGUCGGUCAACGAGGUGUUUGGAAAAGCAUGGUCUGAGAAUACCGGAGGAACAGGUGCCAUUAAGCUUUACCUGGCAGAGAUUAUUGAUAUGACAAAGACACAUCUCACCUCCCAGCGCUGGGCCAUCAAACAGACCGCGGCUUUGAGUUUGGCAGACGCUUGCAAAUCUAUCGGAAAUGACUUGUCAGCGGAACAGCUACACCUAUUAUGGCCGGUGCUCCUUUCAGCAACAAGUGGCAAAAGUUGGGACGGGAAAGAAGCUGUGCUGGAAGCCCUCGUCUUAUUAGCUAUUAAUGGGAAAGCCCAUUUCGGCAAAAAUGAAGAGAAGCUGAUGGAGCUUAGAAAGAUUGUCUUGAGAGAGGCUAAACCUCAUGAUAUUGUUAACUCUUCUGUCUCAAAAGACAAUGAAGAUGAUAUGGAUAUCGAUGCACCUGAUGGCCGAUCCAUCAAGGUAAUACAACAAGUGACUAUUAUCAAUGGACUUUUGGCGUUAUCUUAUGCUUUUCAGCCGAAGCAUAAUAAAUCAGCGGCGAAAACGGAGAGUGAGGUCAUCCAGAUCCUAGACCUUGUGGACGAGUGUACUGCUGGUGCCAAUUAUGAGGUGAAGACAUGUGGAGCAGAAUGCAUCGAACACAUAAUCGGGAAGUUAUCGUCGGUGACCCUCACUCUUGACGACAAAAUCUGGGAUACCCUGCUCGGGAGGAUUUGGCCCAGGAUCCAAGAGAAUUCUACGGAUCGAGGACACGAAAGUGUGAGACUCAAGUCUGCAAGUGCCAUUGUGGAUUUACUCAACCUCAAGGGGCAUGGAAGUAUCUGGGGUAAGAUUCGGGAAGAUCUUCGGGAGAUCUUAGCGGAAGAACGGUCAUCGGUAGUCCUGCAAAUUAUGGAGCCAGCGGUUACACGUUUCCUCCUUCAGUAA
This is a messenger RNA of Morchella importuna, 5436 nucleotides long. RefSeq lists its product as uncharacterized. The record is from RefSeq and is a predicted model, not a curated record. Gene Ontology annotation, molecular function: molecular adaptor activity. Bases 1 to 5436 code for a protein of 1811 amino acids. NCBI's taxonomy places the organism in Eukaryota, Fungi, Ascomycota, Pezizomycetes, Pezizales, Morchellaceae. Gene Ontology annotation, biological process: proteasome assembly. The transcript is spliced from 14 exons. Gene Ontology annotation, cellular component: cytoplasm; nucleus.